AUGAAGUUCCAACUGACCACCCUUGCCGCCCUCACUUUCCUCGGCCUCACCUCCGCCGCUCCCGCUGCGGCUGCUGUCGCCAAGUGCACGUACCGCUGCCAUGGUGGACCUCAAGUUUACGAGACAGUCGCGACCAUCACCCUCACCAGCGGCCCAUGUCUCGAAGGCUACUGGGGUCGCGGCAUCGAGCAAGCCAACAAAUACUGCAACGAGAACAUCGAGAAGUGCAAGGCGCCGUACUCUCCUUACGGAUGCGUCGCUUGGUGA
Messenger RNA from Fimicolochytrium jonesii, 267 nucleotides. RefSeq lists its product as uncharacterized. The transcript has 2 exons. The record is from RefSeq and is a predicted model, not a curated record. Bases 1 to 267 code for a protein of 88 amino acids. NCBI's taxonomy places the organism in Eukaryota, Fungi, Chytridiomycota, Chytridiomycetes, Spizellomycetales, Powellomycetaceae.